AUGACUAACGCUGAUGAAGACUGGGCGGCUGAAGUUGAUGAGCAAGAGCGGCAAAUCUCUGGAGAAGUAAGUUACUGUCGCUGCGUUUAGAAUUCCAUAAGGCUUUAUAGAGGAGUUCACGCUUAUAGUUGCAUCAUGGGUAAUCAGGGCAAGAUGCGGGAAAUUAGAAUUGAAAGCCUUCUAUUUCUUCUUGAAUUCAUAUAUCUGAAACUUUCUCUUCGAAAAGAGUAAGAAAGAAACAAUACACUAAAUCUGGAGUGCAAAGAAGUCCGUGAUCAGUUUUUAGAAAACCUCAAUUUUUCCAUACAAUUUCUGUAAUUUUGAGACUGUCGAAUUUUUUCAUGUUUAAAUUAUAAAACCCAUCAAACCGUUGAAUGGUGGCUUCAUUUUGAUACAGAGUUUUCAGCAGACAUGUCGAUCUGGGCAGAGUUUUUCGAAGGCCGAUUAGCGCUUAACCCGGGUUUCUGUUUCUUCUGUCCAAAAGCACUUUCGCGGAUAUUUUUCUCUGUUAUUUUUAGAGCUUUCAAUCAUCAACUUGUGGACAAAACGAAUUAAAACUGAAAUGCUUUUUAAGCUUUCAAAUCUGAAUUAAAAUCUUGCACUAACCCUGGGUUAUCUUAACCUAGCUUUGAACAACUCGGCCCUGGGGAAAAAAGAAGAGCGUAGAAUAUAUUACACCUUCAUAAUCACGUUCAUUUCUUAGGAAAUGUACUGGGUUUUAGACUUUUCUUCCCUUGUGGUAGUGGAUGAAAUCACUGAUACGGCGAGAUAUUUUGGACAAGCCUCCUUGUUCAAGAACUGAUAUGCAGCUUUUUAACCACAGAGAGGGCCAAGAAAAACGAUCAUUUUUUUCAAGGGUUUUGGUAUUAAAGGCCCAGUCAAUUCCAAGCAUGCCUUUCCUCUUCCCUCUGAUCAUGGGCAUUUCAAAAUUAAACAUUCUGGCUUCCCCCAAGAUUUUCACUUGUGUUAAAUUAUGUUUUACAUGUCAAAUUUUUCAUCAUUCACUACACCUUAGGGGCUGUCGUCACUAAGUGUUUGGGAACCAGUGCCUGAGUACCGGGACAGAAUGGUGUUGUGUUCACACUAAGAGAACGAUAAUUACUCCAUUUCGCCCUGCCAGCGGUGGACUGCCCGGAACUUACAAAAAUUGUGUGCAGACAGGGACCCAGUUCCCACGUUUGUGCCCAAGAACAAGGUCGAGAUCUUGUACUCGAGCACCGGCACCGUGCCCGAAUUCUAGAUAGUGGAUACUUGAAAAAAAUGGUGCAUUCACAUUAGUGCCCAGCGAGGACUGUACUUGAGCACCGAGUGUAAACGCUGCCUUAUAUAAUGUGUGAUGAUAGGAACAAUAAGCAAGAGAUGUGAUGACCGUUAAGAGUAGUAUUGUAGCGAGAUUUACCUGAGAAAAAAGCCAACAAUUCAAUGACAUUUUGUGAUGCCAUCACUGUUUUUCCCAGGAAAUGACCUCUGAGGAACAAGAGUAUAAACUCUAGACUGAUGGCAUUUCACUAACCAGAUUUGUGUAUUGAUUCUGAUUGGUUAAUGCAAAUUUCUCUUGCAGAACAACAAAUCAGAAGCAUUGCCCAUAUCUGGGUAGUGACACAUUUCUGCACUCAUUCCCCACGUGGAAAACAGUGAUGGUGGCCCAAAAUGUUGGCUUUUUUCUCAGCCUACUACUAACAACCCUUUUGACUUUCAUAUAUUUGUUCACUAUUGCAGGUUGAUAAGUUGAAAUUAAGUAACACAAGUACCACUAAACCAACUGAGGAAAAGCAAGCUAAUACAGAAGAAGAGGAUAAUGGUACAAAUAAAAUGCAAGCUCAGUGCUCAGUGAUAUAUUUUGUAAUAAUAUUAUUAUUCAUAUUAAUCAUAGCUAUCAACUGUCCUGAUUUCAGCACUAACAGGACAGUGUAAUAGGACAGUACGCUUUAUGCCUAAGUAAUUGGACAAUACGUGCCAUCGGCCGCGCCCACUUAAAUGGCUUUUUUUUUAACUUCUAGAAAAAGCUAUCGUAAUUUCUUGUGUUUUAAUUUUAAAAGAGGACCAAAUCUCACGAACUUUGUUAUAGUUAUGAUUAAUUAGUAUACAAAACUUCGUGUCGUCCAAUGUGGUCUGUAAUCAUGCUCGUGAUUAAAUAAAUCGGACUCCCGCUAUGCAGUCGUCCGAUUUUGUUAAUCACUUGUACGAUUACAGACCGAAUUGGACUCCACUCAGUCCUUAGUACCAUUAUUUAUACUUUUAUCAAUACUAAAACCCCAUACUGCGCAUUGUCUUUCUUCCACAGAGCUGACUAAGGGUACAGACCUUGCAGAUGCUUCUUUUUUGAUGAAAGUGUUAAGAAGUAAACUUGUUAAGACCAAGAAUGAGGUUGAGGUACAGAGAAAUGACCCAAGUUCACCUUUGUACUCUGUCAAAUCAUUUGAGGAAUUACCACUGUAAGUACUGACCACCAUUCUAUUGGUUUUCCUCUUUACAUGAAAAGAUCUUAAAUUUGAAAGGUUUAUCAGUGAUUUAACAUAAAUGUGAAUAUCUGUGUUGUUUUCUUUUUGUUAGGUCAGAACAACUCCGUCGUGGUGUCUAUGAUAUGGGUUUUAACAAACCAUCCAAGAUUCAGGAAACAGCACUACCCAUGCUCUUAGCUGAUCCGUGAGUUACAUGUACUGCAUGUUUAAUCCCUUGAAUUAAUUUUAUCAUAGUGUCCUCAGUCUUCACAUAAUCAACACUGCUGGACUAGUAAAACCAUAUUUGACUUUGACCGACAGAAGCCUGGUAUUCUUGGUAACAAUUCAGAAGCGGCCAAGUCCGUUCCUCGAGGCUUUCUGAAAGUCACGCUGUUGGAGAAAGGUAUGAAGUUUUCAUUUGUUUUAAUCGCCAUAAUCCGAUACUUUUAACUGUCAUCUGAACAGAUAAUGUCUAUUUAAAGAAAGUUUUUAUCUUCAAGUUCCCAUCUGAUUGUAAAACUCGAUUGAAAUAGAAUUCCACAAUGAAAGUCAGAGGAUUUUUUACGAGUCACUGAUCUGACCUGUUCCGACAUGUUGAGCAGAUGUUAUAAAGCAUUUUACGUUUCAUUAAUAUUAUAACAGCACGGUCAAUCUUCCUGGAGUGAUUUUGUUGUUCAAAAUAAGAAAUGCUAGUGGAGAGNGUGUAUUAAAGCGUUAUGGCUUCAUUUUCGUGUCUCGCUCAACAGACUAAGAAAAAAAAGAAACUGCUUUUGGUCUACUGCCAAUAAUUGGUGUCAUUUGAAUGGCGAUUGGUCACACUGUAGGAUUUCGUCUUUUACUCAAAAGUAGAAACAACUUUUAAAAAACUCCUUCUUCCUCUUUAGUAGUGAAAGUGUUACAUCAGAACAAACAUGAAGUGUUUCAUGAUGAAUUUGUUCACAUGAAACUGUAGUGUUGUAAUGAACUGAUUUGUUGUACUUUUAUCAAGGUUAUUUGUAUUUCACCUACAUAUGAGCUUGCACUACAAACAGGACAAGUGGCGGAAAAGAUGGGCAAAUUCUGCCCUGAAGUCAAGAUUGGUUAUGCAGUGAGGGGGGAGAGAGGUGAGAAACUGGAGCCAGCAAAAAUAAUCAUGCUAUGUGCAAGACAUAGGCCUGAAGGGGGAAUACCAUCCUGUCUCGCUCAGGGGUGUAAAUUUUGGAUUUCUUGUCUUACUUAGUAAGACAAAAAGUAAAACGCCAAUAUUUUUAGCCUCUUAGGCCUAAGUCUUGUUUGGGGCUGUGGUUAAAAAAAGUUGAGCCUUUCCUCAAUUGGUCUCCUUAACGGGUUUAACUCAAUGCUUGGUAUAAGCAUCAUUUUCUGUUUUAUUUUUAGUUCAAGAGUUUACUUGUCCACUUAUCCCCAGAAGCAUGCUAGGGGUGCGGGGGGGAAGGGGCGGUUGCGUUGAGAAGCUUGCAAAGAAAGUAAUCUAAGAUAGCCCUGGGCUAUAAGACUAGUGGAGUUUGCUAUCUGGCUAGUGAAUUGCUCGAUGGGCAAGUGAAGUUUUAUGGGGAGUUGAUAAAAAAUUAUCACAGAGGAACGGUAAUCAAUCCUUUUCAGCAAAAAUUUUUGUCUGUGCUAGUCGAAAUGACUUUGGGGCUAGCUACAGCUUACGUAAAUGACAGGCAGUAAAGCCGACUUUCUUUGCACCCUGGUUAACGCCUAUAAAUAUGGCUUAGCAUUUUUUUUAUUUUGUUGCUCAAGAAAAUGAUUAUUGGAUAUUCCAUAAACAGCGUUUAAUGUUCUUAAUCCCCUCUCCUUCUCCUUUCUACAGUGUCAAGAGGGCAGAAACUCACAGAUCACAUAAUAUUUGCUACACCUGGAACUCUACUAGACUGGAUUCUGCGCCACCGAGCACUGGACCCCCAAAAAAUCAAGAUGUUUGUGUUAGAUGAUGCUGGUGUCAUGAUUGCGUUAAAGGGACACCAGGAUCAGUCCAUUAGAAUAUACAGGAAAGGCUUGUUCCCUUUUGGCAUACUUACGGAUCAUACUGGCAAAAAAUCUCUGAUACGUCCUUUCAAUGAGAUUAUAAAUAAUCAUAGUUACUGGGAGAUUUUCUGUUGACCAGUAGAUGAUUACAUUGUGCAAAUGCAUUUGUCUUAUUUCCACAGAGGUUUGCCCUCUGGUUUGCUUCGAAUAGCUUUACCGCUCUUUUCCCUUUUGUUUGCUUCCUUCCACCCACCCACCUCUUUGUUCCUUGGAGGGAACUCCAUUCAGUUAAGUUGUCUUUUUUCGAUCUUUCAUAUUCUCCACUGAGAGACCAGUGUGACAGGUUCCAAGGGCAGGUUGUCAUUGUUACCCCGCUUUAGUUGCAAUGCGAAUACUGAACUUAAGAAGUAAUGUAUUUCUCCUGUUCUAGGACCCUGCCUAAAGAUUGCCAAAUGCUUCUGUCCUCUGCAACCCACGACGACGAGGUGAUGAAAUUUGCUAAGACAGUAGUACCAGACCCUAUCAUCAUUCGGCUGCGUUGGGAAAAGGAGAGCCUGGACAAUAUCAAGCAGUGUUAUGUGGUGUGUCGUGACAAAGAGGAUAAGUUCCAGGCCCUCUCCAACAUGUAUGGCGUUGUGUCUAUUGGACAGUGUAUCGUUUUCUGUCACGUAAGUGUUAAAUUAAAUUGCUUCCCUCGCCCUCCUAUUUCCUUUCCUCUGAUUCCCAUCCAAAUCCUUCCUCGCCCCAGGAAAUGACUUCAAAGCAGCUUAAAUUUUAGUUGCUGUUUGGGAAUUUUUUCCUAACCCUAGGAUGUUUUUACAUUUAUGUAUGCCUGUGUCAUUUCAGACUCGGAAGGCGGCCUCUUGGUUGGCAGAGAAGAUGACAGCGGAUGGUCAUUCAGUAGCACUGUUGUCAGGCGAGAUCACAGUGGAACAGCGGCUAGCAGUAUUAAACAAAUUCCGUGACGGCAAGGAGAAACUGCUGAUAACAACUAAUGUCAUCGCCAGAGGCAUUAAUGUGGAACAGGUAAGUUCGCAUUGGCCGCCAUAAGAAUCAAUGACCAUGGAUUUUGGGUUUGUGCAUGAUAAAAUCAUAAUAUGUAAUGACAUCGGUAACCACACUAAGGUACCAGAAUUUUAAACAGCAAUGAAAAAUGUAAAAAACAUCAAUCGUAUUAACAUUGCAUGCAAAAAAGUAAGCAGGAGCCAAGUAAGAGCCCGGGUAGGUACUUAAUGUUACUCCCUGAAAAUUCGGGUAGGGAUGUAUGGUAUAUAAUAUGCUUCUUAACUUACGCUAUUUUAGAUCAUAGUAACUGGGCCAGUUUUUCAAAUUUUAAUGCUAGGCCUGCAAAAACUACCAAAAGGUUAUUAUUUUCAGUGCUCCCUGAUGAAAUUUGUUUGAUAUCCUCUUCGUAACUGCAUAGGAGCAUUACUGUAUGGGCUAACCCUUUAGGUCCCAAUGGUGACCAACAUCAAUUUUCUCCUAACGAUAUACAUGCAAUGUCAAGAGAUUAGGUUAUGAGAAUUAAUAAAAUGAUCACCUAAGAGAAAAUGCCUUGAUCUUUUAACAAAUUCUCUCAACACAUUCUUUUAGGAAAUGCAUAGAGAUCAGCUUCGAGAAUUUGUAUGUGGAUAUUAGGUCCUAAAGGGUUAAAGCACUAAGUAAUGACUCGAGCACAGAAUUGAUCAAAAAGGGCUAUUCCCUUGUGCAAUACCCCCCCCACCCACCGUCCAAAUUCCCUUGGUGACGCCAGUGAGGCCUUAGGCCCUGUUUACAUGUAAACAUGAUCAAAUUAAAAUGAGAGAUUAUAUGGACAGAAGGGUUACCCCACCUAAGCAGGUUACCACACCUCCAUGUAAACAGGCCCUUAGUAAUAUGAUGUUGUUUUUUUUUUGUCUUGUUGCUAUAGGUUACUGUCGUAAUAAAUUACGAUAUGCCAGUUGAGCCCACGGGUAAACCGGAUUACGAAACAUACUUGCACAGGAUCGGCAUGACUGGCCGGUUUGGCAAGAGCGGCAUUGCCGUCAACUUCAUUGAUGGUCAGCGGUCUUUGACGAUCAUGAAGAAAAUCGAAGAACAUUUUGGCAAGAAAAUAACGCUCUUGCAGGCUGAUGACGUAGAUGAACUUGAGAAACUGGGCAACUAA
Messenger RNA from Porites evermanni, 6555 nucleotides. The record is from the annotation of a GenBank genome assembly. Lineage: Eukaryota; Metazoa; Cnidaria; Anthozoa; Scleractinia; Poritidae.